Molecule: messenger RNA, 1825 nt
Organism: Anoplophora glabripennis (Asian longhorned beetle)
Lineage: Eukaryota; Metazoa; Arthropoda; Insecta; Coleoptera; Cerambycidae
Gene: mRpS30
Product: 39S ribosomal protein S30, mitochondrial
Exons: 4
Coding region: 149-1786 (545 amino acids)
Biological process (GO): translation
Cellular component (GO): mitochondrial large ribosomal subunit; mitochondrion; ribosome
Molecular function (GO): structural constituent of ribosome
Source: RefSeq, a predicted model, not a curated record
AAGAAGAAGAAGAAAAAUCAUUACAAGAUAACCUUACUUUUUAUAUGAGGAUAUUAAAGCACAAUUAUUUUAAACCUUGCAUAUAAUAACAAAAGUGUUUACUUAUAUGGAUGGAAUACACAUUUAAAAUACGUAUUCUGUCAAGAAAAUGAGUGUAAUUAGAAUAAAUAAAAAUUUUACCCCAAAAUUUGUGAUUGUAAGGAGUUUGGCCAGCGCUGUAAGAAAUGAAGAGGAAUACACUGCAACCCCACAGUAUCCUCCUAUAUUGGAUUUGUCGUUCGAAAAGAGGCUAGAACGGAAAAAGGAGGCAAUGCAUGAGGAAAUUAAAGCUGUUAAAACUGUGGAGGAAAAACAAAUUAAGUUAAACAUGCCCCGGUUUUAUGGUUUUAAAAGUUAUAUGCUUAAGGAAGAUUAUGUGCCCUAUAACAAUUUACCUCUCAUACAGCAUGUAACAAAGACACAUUUGAUUGUUAACAAUGAUUUGCCGGAGUAUUAUAAAAGAUUUUCUGUAGAUGAUUUAGUUGGUAAUAUAAAGUCGGAAUUAGAAGAGGUUAUUUUGAUAGAACUUGAAGGGUAUAAAAGGAUGAAUGGUGUAGACAGCAAUGCAUCUGAAGUAGAGUUGGAAAAUAUUAUUAGUACUUCUAUUUGCAAACAGUUAAAUAGAUUAGCCAUAAAUAAAAUAUGCAAAAGUCAUUCUCAUUUAUUAGAUGUCCAGAUUGAUACAGAUCCCAGAAUUGAAUCUACUUGGUAUGCUGGCGGUAUGAAUUCUCCAGACCAUAUCAAACGACUUCGCAAAGGUUUGGAGUGGAUGAAAAAAUAUGUAGAUGAUCCCGUCGACCGAUUAAUGGUGUACCACGGUUUCCCAAGUUUAACUGUUCGGUCUCAAUUACCAUUAAAGACAAUUGUUCCUUUUUCCGAAGCCGAAAAUCCCGACUUAGUAGUACCGUUCUUCCAGUACGACCCUAGAGUUGUGGGCACAGAGACUGAACAUAGGCACAUGGCCAAUGUACCUGGCUUUUGGCCAGGAGAUUCUCACCGAUUUGGUCUCAUAUCAUAUCACAAGAGGGGUCAUAUGUUAACCAGACAACAGAGUUACGGGGACCCCGAGGACGACAAAGAAGCCUUACACAGACAAGGCAUUUUGGCGUCGUUUGGUUGGUUAAGUGCCCAAGCCAAUCUGUUAGGAUUUACGACAUUUAACGAUAUUACUUAUCCACUUAUUACACAGACGGUUAUUACAAAUGGCAAAUUGUGGUCGUUUUAUGCUUACCAGAUGAACACGAUGCUUUUGCACUCGAAAUAUAGGAAGGAGAACCCCAAAACGAAUAUUUGUUGGGGAACUGAGGAAUUGCAGUUGUAUCAGGAGAUACAGGAUGGGAAGAUCAUCGGAUUGAAUGAAGAUGUUUUUAAAUUACUUCUGAAAUUUUACGUUAAUGCGCCAGAAAGUAGAUUGGGGAUUAAUUUAACGCCGUAUUUGAGUUCAGAGGAGAAAGUAUCCGCCGAUUAUGAAGACGAUGAAAAACGAGAAUGGCUAGAAAGAGAAUAUAAAAAUCUUUCGUCACAUCGUCCUCCUCAUAAGGAACUGGACGAAAUUUACAGUUGGGAAAAAAUUUACAAGAUUGAUAAUAAAACGAGAUUUAUGGAUAAAAAGUUGAGACCGUUUGAACUGUUCAUUCAUCCACACAAGAGAAGGUUGGAUGAGAGGAAUCCGAGAUAUAUCCCAAGGAAAUUUAGACCAGACUUACCCAGGUGGAAGGGGCGGUAUGCAAAGGACUUUUUCCCUUAGAUUUUAUUCAAAAAAGAUGUUAAUAAAUCAUAAACUUUA